This is a messenger RNA of Perognathus longimembris pacificus (Pacific pocket mouse), 1350 nucleotides long. RefSeq names its product protein SET-like. Gene Ontology annotation, cellular component: nucleus; chromatin. The record is from RefSeq and is a predicted model, not a curated record. The transcript has a single exon. NCBI's taxonomy places the organism in Eukaryota, Metazoa, Chordata, Mammalia, Rodentia, Heteromyidae. Gene Ontology annotation, molecular function: histone binding; chromatin binding. Gene Ontology annotation, biological process: nucleosome assembly.
GGCACCUGGGACCCGCUCCGUCCUCGGCGGCUCCUUCCUGGGGAAAUCGGGACGUGUCGGCUCCGCUCCCGGCCUUCUCUCCGCGCCAUGACCCCCAAACGCCAGUCCUCCAUCCUGCCCCAGCCGAAGAAGGCGAAGCAGAGCCCCGGCGCGAAGUCGGCCGACACGUCCUCCUCCUCGGGCGUGCCCAAAGGAGAAAAAGAACAGCAAGAAGCAAUUGAACAUAUCGAUGAAGUACAAAAUGAAAUAGACAGAUUUAAUGAACAAGCCAGUGAGGAGAUUUUGAAAGUAGAACAGAAAUAUAAUAAACUCCGCCAACCGUUUUUUCAGAAGAGGUCAGAAUUGAUCGCCAAAAUCCCAAAUUUUUGGGUAACAACAUUUGUCAACCAUCCACAAGUGUCUGCACUGCGGGUGGAGGAAGACGAAGAGGCGCUGCAUUACCUGACCAGAGUUGAAGUGACAGAAUUUGAAGAUAUAAAAUCAGGUUACAGAAUAGAUUUUUAUUUUGAUGAAAAUCCUUACUUUGAAAAUAAAGUUCUCCCCAAAGAAUUUCAUCUGAAUGAGAGCGGGGAUCCAUCUUCAAAGUCCACUGAAAUCAAAUGGAAAUCUGGAAAGGAUUUGACAAAGCUCUCCAGUCAAACGCAGAAUAAAGCCAGCAGGAAGCGGCAGCAUGAAGAGCCUGAGAGCUUCUUCACUUAGUUCGCUGACCACUCAGACGCCGGUGCAGACGAGCUGGGAGAGGUCAUCAAAGACGACAUCAGGCCAAACCCCUUGCAGUACUACCUGGUGCCUGACAUGGAUGACGAGGAAGGAGAAGGGGAAGAGGAUGAUGAUGAUGAUGAAGAGGAGCAAGGAUUAGAAGAUAUUGAUGAAGAAGGGGAUGAGGAUGAAGGGGAAGAAGACGAAGAUGAUGACGAAGGGGAAGAGGGAGAGGAGGAUGAAGGAGAAGAUGACUAAUAGAAAACACUGAUGGAUUCCAACUUUUUUUUUUUUUUUUAAAUUUUCUCCAGUCCCUGGGAGCAAGUUUGCAGCCUUCUCUCCCUCUGUGCUCAGUCACUCCAUUCUUGAGGUCUCUUUUUCUCAACACCAUGGUUCUCAACUUAUUCGGGGGGGGGGGGGGAUACCCUGCUCAGAACACAACAGGAAAAGAAUCUCCACACACCUGUUCUAAAUUCAUUUUUACCCCUGUCUCAACAAGAACUGUACGGAAUCAACGCCGCCGCCACCUGCUCUGUGGGAAACAAGAAGCCUCCGAUUCCUUGGCUCUGCUGAGGCCCAGGCCCUGUGUAGUAGUGCAUAGAUUCUAGCUUUUCUCCUCCUUUCUCUGUAUAUUGGGCUCAGAGAUUACAC